Molecule: messenger RNA, 1512 nt
Organism: Episyrphus balteatus (marmalade hoverfly)
Lineage: Eukaryota; Metazoa; Arthropoda; Insecta; Diptera; Syrphidae
Product: tubulin gamma-1 chain-like
Exons: 5
Coding region: 126-1472 (448 amino acids)
Biological process (GO): cytoplasmic microtubule organization; microtubule nucleation; mitotic cell cycle
Cellular component (GO): spindle; cytoplasm; centrosome
Molecular function (GO): GTP binding; structural constituent of cytoskeleton
Source: RefSeq, a predicted model, not a curated record
AGUACCUAUAUCGCAAGUAAAAAGAUGAUAACGUUAUAGGCUCUCCGUUAUUCUAAUUGCAAGAGAAGUACCUAUUGUGUUCUGUUUUAUAUUUGUUCAAUUAAAUUAUUUUGUUAUUAUAAAUCAUGCCGAGUGAAAUUAUUACCUUACAAUUAGGCCAAUGUGGAAAUCAAAUUGGCUUUGAAUUUUGGAAGCGUUUAUGUCUGGAACAUGGAAUCUCACCAAAUGGUGUUUUGGAGGAUUUUGCAAGUGAUGGUGUGGAUAGAAAAGAUGUUUUCUUUUAUCAAGCUGAUGAUAAUCAUUACAUUCCACGAUCGGUGUUAUUGGAUUUGGAGCCAAGAGUUAUUCAUAAUAUUAUGAGUUCCCCAUAUGCCAAGCUUUAUAAUCCAGAGAAUGUCUUUCUCUCAAAACAUGGUGGCGGUGCUGGCAAUAACUGGGCUUCUGGUUAUAGUCAAGGUGAAAAACUUCAUGAGGAAGUUUUCGAUAUUAUUGAUCGUGAAGCUGAAGGCAGUGAUAGUUUAGAGGGAUUUGUCCUUUGUCAUUCGAUUGCUGGCGGAACUGGCUCUGGAAUGGGUUCAUAUAUCUUGGAAAGACUGGCCGAUCGUUUUCCCAAAAAACUCCUUCAAACCUACAGUGUUUUUCCUAAUCAGGAUGAGAUCAGUGAUGUUGUUGUACAGCCAUACAAUUCGAUGUUGACUUUGAAACGCUUAACCAAAUGCGCUGAUUGUGUUGUGGUUUUGGACAACACAGCUUUAAAUCGAAUAGCUACCGAUCGGUUGCAUAUUGAGAAUCCUAGCUUCACUCAAAUCAAUACUUUGGUGUCAACAAUCAUGUCGGUGAGCACAACAACAUUGCGUUAUCCAUCUUAUAUGAAUAAUAAUAUGAUCGGAUUAACAGCACCGCUAAUUCCGACACCUCAAUUGCAUUUUUUGAUGACCGGUUAUACUCCUUUGACCACUGAAAAUGAUCAAAGUAUAAAUGUCCGAAAGACAACAGUUUUAGAUGUUAUGAGACGAUUGCUUCAGCCGAAAAAUAUGAUGGUAUCUAUGGGUCCAGAUAAGACAAAUCAUCAUUGUUACAUUUCGAUUUUAAACAUCAUUCAGGGUGAAGUGGACCCAACUCAAGUACACAAAUCUCUACAACGUAUUCGUGAACGUAAAUUAGCUCAAUUUAUUCCAUGGGGACCAGCAAGUAUACAAGUGGCACUAUCUAGAAGCAGUCCAUAUGUUCAAAGCAGUCAUAAAGUAUCUGGUUUGAUGUUGGCCAAUCAUACUGGUAUCAGUUCACUUUUCAAUCGAUCAUUGAAUCAGUAUGAUAAAUUGAAAAAACGUGGAGCUUUUUUGGAUCAAUUUAAACGUGAAGAUAUGUUUAAAGAUGAUUUGGGUGAGCUGGAUUUGUCGAGAGAUUUUGUUAAUAAUUUGGCACUCGAGUAUGAAGCGGCUACACAAGCUAAUUAUUUAAAUUUUACUUAAGUUUUUUUUUGGUAAAUAAAAAAAUUAAAUUUAAUGGAAA